Aureobasidium musti is the source of this 1210-nucleotide messenger RNA. The record is from the annotation of a GenBank genome assembly. NCBI's taxonomy places the organism in Eukaryota, Fungi, Ascomycota, Dothideomycetes, Dothideales, Saccotheciaceae.
CAUGCCAUACAACACCAGAAGAAAGUCGCUUUCCCUCUCCGAGCUUGGUAUCACCGUCCCCAAACGCUCGCGAGCUUCCUCUCAAUCCCAUCCCUCGCCGCCAGCCACGGUUAUUGAUGACGAGCCCCUCACCAAGAAGCCCAAGAGGUCGCACGACUCGCUGUCCCCUCCUCCCGCAUUGAUGAGCCCACCGAAAACAAAGACUCUGUCUAUUCGAACAGAGCCACCAUCGCGACUGGCCGAACACACUCCUCCGCCAUCACCAGGAACUCAGACAGUGCAUACAGUCGACACCGAAGGCAUUAGCGAUGAUGUGGUCGUCGCAACCAUCAAGCAGCUCGAGAAGACGGGCAACAGACCGCAUCUGGUCAAGGAAUUGGCUGCAGUUUUGUGCCACUGCAUAGGUGCCGUGGAGAACUAUCUCAACCGCAACUGGCCCGCCAUCAGCCCUUGUCCGCUGGCUAAGUACCAGUCUCAAGUCCACCCCCGACCGCUAUAUUANUUUUUGACCACUCAACCCCACCAACCUAUUCCUGAACUUUCGCAAUCCCACGACAUUCAAGCCGCCCGUCGCAUCAUCACUCCCGCUCUGUCCUCGGCCGCCGACGAUGAAGAUGAGAAGUACAGCAGAUCACGCGCCUCGCUCUCUCCCGAAGUCGACCUGUCUAGCCCCGAACUCGACGAGCCACCACACGGCGAUAUCGGCUCCGCAUUCCAUCCUCGCCAUUCGCUCUCGCGUGACCACCCUCCAACUACCUCCAACUUGGCUCACAACCGCCGUGCCGAUAGCCCUCCUCUCGAACGCGAAGAGCGUGACUUCAAACAGACCGCAAACGCCCUGCAGGAGCUCCGUCGCGCGAGCCAGGAAGUCGUCACCAAGCCCAUCAAGGUCGAGGCUUCCGAGACUAUCGCCAUGUCGGUCGAGUCGGACGACCAUAACGUUCAAACCACUGACGAUCUCUUUGAUGGCCACGAUCACCUUUCCUCAUCUGUGAGCACCCUGUACGACUUGAGCAGCCCGGUCUUGAGACCCCAGGGCUUCUACGACCUCAAGACGCAGCAGGCUCAGGAUUGGAACACUGAAAAGAGAGUCUCGAUUGAUGCAAUGUCUCUGGACGAUCAGGACGAUGAUGCUAUGGACAUGUGGAACGACUUCCGCAGCCCUGAGAACAUCGAUCUCGAUGAGCUUGAAUGCCUUCUGGACGCCUAC